AUGAUCCGGCAAUUCGCCCCGUCGCGGGGGCCUAUGGACCUGAAGACCAUUCCGAGGAUGAACUCCAUCGUUCUCACCGGAUUGGACUACUCCAUGAAGCCAGAGCACGUUCGCUUCGAGAGCAGCAAACAAUUCAUUACUCCCUUCCCACAGAUCAAGGUCAUGCACCUCAUCAAAAGUCUUGCUCUCAUGAUCUACAACCAAGAGAAGCUCAUUCCCUACUACCACGCCAAUGUGUGCGACGGUCGCAAUUCGCUCGCCUACUUCAUCUGCGCGAUGCACCGCCAGACAGCCCCUCAACCCAUGACAAAGACCCACUCCCGCCAGAACUCCAUCGUGAGCACAGCCUCCGACCACAGCACUGCCUCCUGCAGAUCUGCAACGCCAGGCAAGACUUGCGAACUGCCGAAGCUAUGCACCACUUCCAUGCUGCCGCUCGGCUACUGGGACAGCCUCUUUUAUGCGCUCGUUGCCGAGAUCCGCUCUUUGCGCGAUGAUCUGGAGAGACGCUUCGGUUUCGCUUGCGAGAUUGACAAUCCCGUGCUGCACGCUCAUGGCCCCGACGGCGACUCUAAUGCUCCCUUCACCGCAGUCGACUUCGCUGUCAUGCUCGAGACGGCAUGGUACGCUCUCAUGGACAAUCGCCUUGUCGCCACUCUUGAUGAUGCUGUCCGCAUGAAGAACCUGCGUGAAGGCGCGGCCAAAGUCGGCAGCAACAGAGCGUCCAAAGAAGACUAUACAAUGAAAGACAAUGCAGACGAUGACGACCAUGAGGAGCAACUCUUGUGGCCGCCUCCAAUCGUGCCGGGCCUGGUCGACGUGUGUGGCAUGCUUCCGGAGCAGAUCAACGAAAUGCUCUGGGAAAACCACAUGCCCGCCAUCAACCGCGCAUGUCAAGAGAAUUUCGAGGAUGAGUCCAUGCUCACGGCUUACCGCGCCGAGCUGCAUGCGCGCGAUGUUGAAGCGGCUAUUGCAGCUGGCUCUCCACUCCCAAGUGCCAGCUUCUGCCCAUGCCACCGCACGUGUGUGUGCAAGAUCAAGUGCGACAAAGACGCCGACCAAUGCACGUGUUUGAACAGCCGCGCUCAGGUCUACCAUCUGGUCCGCGAGCAAGAACUGAAGAAGAAGGACAUUCACGCCAAGUACGUGAAGGCCGAGCACAAUGUGCCGAACCAGUUUCUCGGGGCUGCGACCAAUACUUUGGCUCAGAUGCAGAUCGCCGCCAUGGCCAACCCGAGCGUGGUGAAUGUCAAAGCCGUUCGCAACAUUCACGAUGCAAACAACGUACAGGAGGUCCGUGUGGCCCGGAAGCUUCGCGAUCGCAGUGGCACGAACGACAGCGACCUCGCGUACGUGCCUAACUCAACACCUGCAACUCGUGGUCCCAAAGACCCCUAUCCUCUGGACUUUUACAGGAGCUACUCGCCACAGCGCUAUCCCAAGAUGCAUCAGCAAGAGACAACAUACUCGGACUCGCAGGCGGCGCUGCAAUCGGUGAAAAGCAGUCUUGCCAUGCCUAGCCGCAAACCGGUCCCAGCGCCAAUCUCUACCUCGUCAGCUGUUACCAGCCUCCAUCAAGCGCAGCCGAGCUAUCCACAACAGUUUGCACUGACGCCACCUUCAAGCACUUCAUUUGACGCGCCGACGUUCGCGCAGGGAGGACAAGUCACGUAUCCCGAGAUCCCAGCGUCUCACAGUCAAUCCAUGUUCACGCAGAGCUAUACCCACGCGGAUCCAUACGGACGUGAUGCAGGCCAGAGCGUCUUCAGCCAUCACAAGGACACGCAUCCCGGCCCGCACGAUCCAGCCAACCAGUAUACCAGUCUUCUCUCCCGUCACCCAUCCACUCUGGAGCACGGACAUCACGACUCGGAGCCCAGCCCGCUGCUCUCCCGCCCACAUCUCAAUAUCGUAACCCAUGCCGCCACCACCGACGCACUUCCCACAUUGAGCACUUUGGGCUCCCUCAAACACAAGCCCCAGCCCGAGCUUCCCGGCCUCGACUUCAUCAGUCCCAAACCAGCAAACAAGCAACGUUAUGUCCCUGCUGGAGGCAACGCGAAGCUCUCCGAGCGUCCCGAGAUCCCUGGCCCUGCGUUACCAUACACCACUGCAUCGAACAGCGGCACAAUCACCAAGGCCGAGAUCGAUGCGAUUCUAGGCGACGAGGAGUUUGUGCGCCGCCAUUUCGGCGAGGAGGCGCUUCAUAUCAGCCCGCAGCGUUGCAGCGAGGAGUCGAAUAAUAAGCGCAAGUCGGAUGAGAGCGAGGCGAGUAAGAAGGGCAGCGGCGACAAGCGGGAUAGAACGAGCAGCAGCGCGAGCAACAAGAUUGCCGCGUGGAAGAAUCGGGUGUUCAGCAGUGGGGGGAGGAAGAAUAGUCGGAGCGAGGGGGAUUGA
Neohortaea acidophila is the source of this 2397-nucleotide messenger RNA. RefSeq lists its product as uncharacterized. Lineage: Eukaryota; Fungi; Ascomycota; Dothideomycetes; Mycosphaerellales; Teratosphaeriaceae. The transcript has 3 exons. The record is from RefSeq and is a predicted model, not a curated record. Bases 1 to 2397 code for a protein of 798 amino acids.